Molecule: messenger RNA, 2787 nt
Organism: Anarrhichthys ocellatus (wolf-eel)
Lineage: Eukaryota; Metazoa; Chordata; Actinopteri; Perciformes; Anarhichadidae
Product: BOLA class I histocompatibility antigen, alpha chain BL3-6-like
Exons: 10
Coding region: 149-1360 (403 amino acids)
Biological process (GO): immune response
Cellular component (GO): external side of plasma membrane
Source: RefSeq, a predicted model, not a curated record
CACCAUGUAGACAGACCGAGUCAGACAGAAGCAGGAACCGGAGAGAAGGACCUCGAGCUGCGGGCUGAACCGGAGAGAAGACGCGGUCCCACCGUCGGAGGAGAGAACGAGAGCUUUAAACAACAGAGCCGUCCGGUGAAAAGACGACAUGUCCCUCGUCUCACUCCUCGUCCUCUUGGGGACAACACUGACGGUGAUCUGCGAAAAACACUCCCUCACAUACAUCUACACGGCCUUCUCCCAAAAACCCAUGGGACUGCCGGGCCUCCACCAGUUCACGGCCAUGGGGCUGCUGGACAAGAAGAUCAUCGACUACUUCGACAGCGACAACCAGGUGAAGGUUCCCAGGCAGACGUGGAUGAAGGAGCGACUCAAGGCCGAUUACUGGGAGAAAGGAACACAGUCCCGCCAGAGCAAGCAGCAGUGGUUCAAGGUCAACAUCAACAUCCUGAUGAAGCGCAUGAGGCAGAACGAAUCGGUGCCUUACAACCACGUCCUCCAGUGGAUGCACGGCUGUGAAGGCGACAUGCAGCCCGACGGUAAGAUCAAGUUCACCCACGGCGUCGACAUGUACAGCUACGACGGCAACGACUUCCUGUCCUUCGACAACGACAACGGCGUCUGGGUCGCCGCGGCCGUCGAGGCGCAGCAGACCAAGAGGGAGUGGGACAGGGUCCACGUGCUGAAGGAAUACACCAAAGGAUACCUGGAGAACGAGUGCAUGGACUGGAUGGGGAAGUUCAUGACGUAUCAGAAUCAGGAGCAGACAGCAGCACAUGAAGCCACUCCUCCAAAGGUGUUUGUGUUCACGAGGAGCACCGACGUUGACGCAAACAUCAUUCUGACGUGCCUCGCCACGGGUUUCUACCCAAAAGACAUCGUGCUGCGGAUCAAGAGGAUCAACCGUAUUCUGUCAAAGGAGGACGGACUGAGUUCUUCGGGCAUUCGGCCGAACGGAGACGACACCUUCCAGAGAAGAGACAGCGUGGAGAUCCUGAGGAGUGACGCGUCUAAAUACACCUGUGAAGUGAUACACGAGGCAACCAGGGUACAUGUGGAGAAGGAAUGGGAUCACAAGCUUCCUCCAGAGAACGGAGGAGCUGUCAUCGGAGCCGCAGGGGGCGUGAUCGUGGUCUUGAUCGCUUUGGCUGGUGGGAUUCUGAUCUUCUUGUAUAAGACAGGACAUCUCUGCGGUCAACUCAAGAAAGGAGGCUCAGCUCCGUCUAUUGACAGCAACAACCCUCAUAAACCACUUCAAUCCUCAUCUGCUUCCAGCUCAGAUCCGUCUCUCAACAAUGACAACAGCCCUGCUGAGCACAUCAACCUGAUGGAAGAAAGCAACAAAGAGGUGAACGCAUGAAGUGUCUCACAUCACGACUCUGCUCUCUGGAACCAAAUCAACCAGCACAACAGAUAACUUCUACUGUAGACUUUCAAAGAGACAAUUUGAAAAUGAGCAACAACAACAUUUCUAAGCUAAAAUUAUAAUGUCAUUAUAAAUGUCAACGUUCAAACGGCGUCAACAUCUCGUUGCAGCUCAGAAAACAACCGAAUCAGCACUAAAAUAAGAGUUCUGUUGCUUGGUUUUAAAUAGUAAAACGACGGUGAGCUUGUUGAAGAUCCAGGAAAGUGAUGAGAGAAGUGUGACCUGCAGGUAAUUCACGAAUCCAGAGAAAGUUUAGAAAAUCUGUUUGUUACUUUAGGCCGCAUGGCUGCGGGAGAUAACUAAUAUUUCACGCUUACAAGUUCUACGUGUUUUUUUUUUUGUGUCUAAAAAUAAAUGACUCUGGAAAAGUUUAUCCAAGAAAGUUAGAAAGUCAAUGUUUAAAUCCGGCCUGAUAAGUUGCCGUACACAUAAAAGAAGGAACCCAAUCACCUCCACACACACACACACACACACUGAUGCAUACAGCUUAUUAAUCAAACACGGGUAUCGGACAGCGACGCACGGGUUGUACUCGAGGAGCCAGAUGAGGCCCCACCACCUCCCCUACAUCGGAGCAAGACACAAGCAACUUAUCAGACGCUCCAUAAACGUCGGAUCAGUGACUUGUUUGCUAGGGCUGUUUUAAAGGAGGAAUGUUUGAGCGGUCCAUGUGGAUCUUGGUGUAUAAAUGUACUCGGGGUGUUUAUCUUUAUACACACUUUAUUAUAUGAGCUUGUUGAAUUAAUCAUAAAUUGCUUAAAUUCAUUUUAAAACCUUUGAAUGUGGCGAAACAUGAGAAUUUCACAAUUUUUUUUUGAGAUGAAUAUUGUUAAUAAACCUUAAAGCAUUUACCUUAAAACAGAUCAUUUUAGAUAGUAGGCACUGGUUACCAGUAAAUAUCUUUUCCUUUUGGGGCUUUUUAAACACAAACAUUAUUCAUGAAAUGUUGUUUAAAGCAAAUGUAAUUAUAUUUUAUGCAUUCAAAUGUUUUCAUCUUUUGGGUUUUACGUUUUGUUAUCCUGUUUAUAAUUAUUUCUGCUCAAUCUUAGUAUCAAUUUGCCACUUUUAUAGAUCGGCAGUAAAUCCUGAAAUCUGCUCGUUUUUAAUUAAAUGAGUUGUUUGUUGAAAGACACCGAAGCUUUUAAGAAUCUUUACAGCUGUUUAGAUGAGUCCAACUCAUAAAUCUUCCAAUUUGAAUGAAUCCAUAUAGAGAUAUACCUUAGUUUGGUUUAUUGUUUUCUUUUGACACUUUGAAUGUUAUUUGUCUGUGAGGUUCUUCUUUAAAUCAUGUUUGAGCUAUGAGGACAUUUGUCCUGCACAUUAUCUGCUUCUGAUGAAAUAAAUUAAAUAUCAAAAUGAAA